Anoplopoma fimbria (sablefish) is the source of this 5092-nucleotide messenger RNA. It is a transcript of the gene znf839, whose product is annotated as zinc finger protein 839. Lineage: Eukaryota; Metazoa; Chordata; Actinopteri; Perciformes; Anoplopomatidae. The record is from RefSeq and is a predicted model, not a curated record. Bases 332 to 2680 code for a protein of 782 amino acids. The transcript has 10 exons.
UCUGCUGGACCAGCUCACCAGGCAGCAGAUCGUCCAGGUCUCCGAUACCGAGGCCGCCCAGUUGAUCCAGCAGAGCCAGCUGGUUAAAACCAUCCCGGUCCAUAACACGGCCCUGGACCCGAGCCAGCUGCAGCAGGUCAUCAACCAGGUCACCAAGUCUCAGCAGCAGGUCCACGUCCAGGUCCCCCAGCAGACCGUGAAGCAGAAGGUCCAGGUCUCCCAGCAGACUCUGAAGCAGCAGAAGCAGGUCCAGGUUCCCCAGCAGAACUUAAAGUCCGGCUCCCAGAACAACGCCUCCCAGCAGCUAAAGAGUGUCGCUCAGCAGGUCGCCAUGCAGACCGGGAGCUCGGUGCAGGUGGUCCAGAAGAAGUCGGAGCCCGUCAGGAUCCAGAUCCAGGUGCCCCCCAAAAAGGAAGUGAAGUCCGUGUCGGCCCUCCAGCAGAAGAGCGUAUCGGUCAAUAAUCCGCAGGUGAAGCUUUCGGCCAAUGGCAGCGCUCAGAUCAUCCACAUCCAGCCUGUGGUUGGUCAGUCGGGUCAGCAGUUCUUCCUGCAGCAGAACCCGGGGGACCCCCCCAUCCAGCUGCUGCUGCAGAGCCCCGCCCCUGUUGUCGGAUCUCUGCUCCCAUUGGUCCACAAGCUGGGAGGCCAAACAACAUCAGCAUGCACCAGUUCAAGCCCGAGUCAGAAACCUGCAAGGUCCCCCAUCAGAGUCCAGACCCCCUCCAUCGUCAAGACCCCGCCUUCCUCCGUCCCGCUAAUUAAAACCCCUGCUAACGGUACCAUCACAGUUGCCAGUAAGAGUCCAGGUAAACCACCUGCAGUCACACCUGCUGUUACCCAACCCGCCACAGUAGCCCCUCCCCCAGCAGUGAAGGACAGAGACAGGGAGAAAGAGAAGAAGGCGAAGAAGAAAGAGAAGAGGGCAGCGAAGGUCCAGACCAGAUCUGGUCGAGUCUCCAGACCACCAAAGUACAAAGCCAAAGACUACAAGUUCAUAAAGACAGAGGACCUGGCGGAUAGCCACCAGUCCGACUCCGACGACUACUCCGAUAUGAGCGUGGAGGAGGAGGAUGGUGGGAGGAAGGAUGGCCCCGCCCCCGGCGUCUCUCUCACCUACAGCCACAAGUCCCGGUCCCACCGCUGCCAGACCUGUGACAAGGCCUACAUUGGUCUCGGAGGCCUGAACCGGCACUACAAACUGAACCCAACUCACGGAGAGCCGGAUCCGCCCGACAACGCACCACACCCCCUCAGAGACGACAGCCAAUCACAGGAGACCAAAACAGGAGCUGUCAGAGAGGAGGAGGAGGAGGAGGAGGAGGAGAUGGAGGACAAACUUGUUGACACGGCAUCAAACAGAGUGGAGGGGGGUCCAGCAUCAGCUGUAGGACUCAGGGGCCUCCAUCCACGUGGCCCCGGCAGGCCCCGAGGGCGAGGAAGGGGGCGUGGACGGGGACGGGGGCGGGGACGAUCACUGGGACCGCUUCCUAAAGUGACGGUGGGCCUUGUCAGUAGGCGGGGCCGUCGCGGCCGACCUCCUAAGCUUGCCGUCACCAUGGUUACCGCAGAGCAGCAGGUGGAGACGAGACGAGACAGACUGCAGGAGCUGGUGGAGCAGUGUGAGGAUGAGGAGCUCAUGGACAUUGUACUUCCUCGUUUGACCAAAGUGUUGAGUCUCUGGGAGGUGCUUUUGGCAAAGGUGGAGGGCUGCAGUCCGGCUCGGACUCGGUUUCCAGACAUUUACCGUGAGUUUGAGUCCCUGCAGGCGCAAGUGAGACAGGCGGCUCAGGAUUACAUCAUCAGCCCGCAGGGCGGAGUGAUGCCUCUGGAGGUCAGGAACAUAGAGGUCGCCAGGUCUCUGGGAAUCCUGGACGAGGUGAACAGGAUGAAGGUGGUUCCUGGAGCGUCUCCGGGCUCCAGUCUGACCAAUAAGAACGUCCGAUACAUGGAGAAUUCCAAGAUGCUGCCGCCUUCAAAGAGAUUUAAGAUGGAGAACAGCGUUCCAAUUCACCAGAAUGGCAUCGAGACACACCGACCAGGUGGGACUGCAGUCACCCCUGUGGCCCCUGUGGCUCCUGUGGCUCCUGGUACCUCCUCUCUGAAGCCCUGCUCGGUCUCCGUCUCUCCUCUGGUGAUUCCAGCCGGAUCCAAACUGCUGACCACCAGUGCAGACCCUGCCUCCAGCUCCAUGCCCUUCACCCAGGCUCCGCCCUCUGCGAUGCCAAUGGAGGUGGCCCUACAUGAGGACCAGGGGAUGGGGCCUCUGCAUACCAACGUCCAGGUGAAGUCUUUGCAGACAAACCAGGACCAGGUUUUGAGCACCAGUGACAUCACAGCCCAAAUGAAGGAGAUUGAGAAAGCUCUGGGUUCAAGUACUGAGACUAACACAGACUCAAAGGAACCUGAUUCCAGCGCCACCCAGACACCCGAGUCUGUGCAGACUGUGGCUUCCUCUCAGCUCCAGCAGGGGUCCAAAGAGCUCCAGGAGGGUCAAGAGAUCUACAUCCAGACCGAGGGCCUGACGGUCCAGCUGGCAGAGCCCGGUGCAGACCGGAUUGUGAUUGUCAACGGGCCUGACGGGACCACCAUGCACAUCCAGACCCCAGAGGGGGUCCCAUUGGAGGCGGUCCAGGCCCUGCUGGGCAUCGAGGCUUCAGACGGAGCCAAAGCUCCUCAGUGAACCCUGUACUGAAUCUUGACUGAUUUCGACUGAGCAAAACCAGAAUCUGACCUGAACCUCAUCACACUGACAGGGAGGGGCUGGAUCUUUUUAGGUGGUAUUUAUAAAGUGUAUAACUGUGGGUGUAGUGAACACAGCAGCCUGAAGGGGGCACUAACAGACCGCAGACUGCUGGUUUGGGGUUUCAAGGGUUUCUGUGUGCUCCACCCUGUUGAAUAUGUUUCAGUGUUACACCUGAGGACAAACAGGACCAACGGUUCCUCUAAUCUCAGACCUGGGUCGUUCUUUCUUCAUCAGACACAACAAAGAUCUGCCAACAAAGAGCUGCCGUCUCUCCAAUUUACAUUUUAUUUUGUGAUGGUCAUAUGUAAUAUUUAAAGAUUUCUACAGAUAACCUGAUCAAUAAAUCCUGACCUCAGCUCAACAGAUUCAACAUCUAAAUACGAGCGAUAUUAUUUAAUGGAGAGAUGAUGAGGGAACCAGUUUGUGACGACGUAGUGUGAAUUCUAGGUCGUAUUCCUAGUUUCAGUUCAGCUCCUCUGUUGACGGGUUGGUUCCGUUCUCACCUGUGAUGAUGUCAGCAGCCUGAUCCUCCUGCUGGUUUUUAAGGAAUCUGAAGUGAUUGUAAAUUUGUAAACUAGUUUUUUUGCCCCAGUGUUUCAGUUCUUGAACUUGUUCAUUUCAAAAUAGAAACUGAUUAGUUGACUGUUUAUAUGUAGGAUAUGAAAGUCUAAAAAAAGUUGCACUAUUUUAUUACUUUUUUAUAAAACAAACAUUUCCAAAUGUAAACUGGACGUUUGUACUUGUUUGGAGAAUCGACAUGAUGGACUGUAAUUGGAGGAAAUGGAACUGAAUUGAUGGUGUUGAUUGUUGCUGAAUGCAUUAAACACAUUUCAAGUUCCUCCAAUAAACUGAUGUGACAAACCCAACUCUGUGCUCUGGUUUGUGAAGUUUAUUGAAUGUCACCGGAUAAUAACGAUGUGUUUGAAGAUGAUGUCUCUUGGAGCUGGACAGACCUUGUAAACCCCAAAUUGUAGAGAUGGUGAACUGAGGACAUCUGGUUGAGGACUCUCUCCCUGCGAGGUCUUCAACUCUCAGCUCUGGAACAAUUUCUCUUGGAUCCAGGAGGAGGCUGGCGACAUGGAAGACGAGUGGGCAACGUUCAGAGCCUCCAUGUGGAAGCUGCUGCUGGUAGCUGUGUUCGGUGAAGGUCGAAGCUGCAACCACAGAACUCGCUGGUGGACAGAAGGGUCUCCAGAAACAGAAGACCGGUACCGGUUGGCCAGAAGGGCUGCAGCUGUGGAGGUCGCCGAGGCCAAGGCCCCGGUGGGGGAGGAGUCCGGGAGACCAUCGAAUAGGAACCUCCGGUUGGCCUCAAGAAAGUUCUGAUAAGCCGUGAGAGGACUCGGAAAAGGAAAGCAGGGCCCUAAGCUUGUCCGCUCUGGGCUGCAGUAGAAACAUGGCGGACUCCGUAGAAGAAGAUCCACUCUAUGUCGAUACACAGAUUCUUAGUCUCACUAAUGAAAAUACAGUUAUGAAUAAUAUAUUCAGUUUCUGCCAGUUAAUCCCCCUAAAUGUUACACACUGUUCCUUUGAUUAGUUUAUUUAAAUGAGUUACUUCAAUUAGUUGAAUUAAGUUGGUUUGACUAGGUUUCAUUCAUUAGUUUAGUUUAAUGUAGAUUAGUAGUUUUGAUUUAGUGAGUUAUAAGAUCUUUACCGUCCUUCAGUUCUCAGAGCGAUCUGCUGACGGCAGUGGAUGAGUCUUCAUCACCUUCACCUUCAUCACCUUUGUUGCAGCAGACAGGUGGAGCUUCAGAGCUGCAAGCAACUACCAGGGUAUCACACCGCUCAGCCUCCCUGGGAAACUUUAUUCCAGGGACAUCCAAAGGAGGCUCUGAGCGACUGUCAAACCUCAGAUGCAUGAGGAGCAAUGCAGAAUCCGUCCUUGACUCGGUUCCUGUGCAUGUUGUCUUUUGUCACCAAGCCCGUUUGUGAUUUUCAUGGACAGGAUUUCAUAGAGCAGCUGGUGGACGAGGGUGUCCCGAAUUGCAUCCCUGCUUUUUGCAGAUGAUGAGGUUCGAUUGGCUCCUUCAGAACUCUGAGGCCAUGGUUCUCUAUCAGAAAUCAUGGGAAGUCUUUGUUCUGGACCGCUGCUCUCAAUCUACAAGUCACUCUAAGUGUUGACCCUCAGCUAAGGGCCUGAGCUUUGGGUAGUGACCUUUAUAUCUCGUCUGGCCCGGUAACACCUUGGGGUCCACCAAGAGGAGCUGAAGAGCGUUGAUGGGGAGAGGGAUGUCUGGAACCACCUCCUAAGCCUGCAGCCCCUUCGACCCGACCCGACCCGGAGAAGCAGAAUCAUUGGAUGGAUUAUGAACUGAAGUACGUCAUUAAAUUGUCUGAGUCGAUGUCAGC